AUGCCAGGCCGCCUCCACCAAAAAGUCGCCAUCGUAACCGGCGCCUCCUCCGGCAUCGGGCGCGCCAUCUCGCUCGCCUACCACCGCGAGGGUGCGUAUCUCGUCUGCGCCGAUCUGCGACCAGACGCCCGCGCCGAGUCGCCCAGCGAUACGGAUACACCUACCCACGAGGCAAUCACCAGCGAUGGCGGGAAAGCCAUCUUCGUGAAGUGCGAUGUGGGAGAGGCUAAGGAAGUUGAGGCACUGGUACAAAAGGCCGUGGACGAGUUUGGGAGGGUCGAUGUCAUGGUCAAUAACGCAGGCAUAGCAAUCGAAGCCUGGGCACCCCAGCCCAUCUGGGAGUUCAGCGAGGAUACAUGGGACAAGACGCUUUUAAUCAACGCCAAGGGCGUGUUCCUGGGGUGCAAGUACGCGGCGGCGCAGAUGGUCAAGCAGGAGCCGCGCGAGGAGUGGGGUGGGGACAGAGGCUGGAUUGUCAAUCUAGCGAGUGUGCUGGGGUUAGGCGGAUCGACGAAUAACUCUUCAUACGUCUCGGCGAAACACGCCGUUGUGGGGUUGACGAAGGUGGUCGCAUUGGAUUGUGCGCCGAAACGGAUCCAUUGCAAUGCGAUAUGCCCAGGAUACACCGCUACGGCCAUGACGGCAUCUGUCUUCAAGGACGAGAACUUCAAAAGCCGACUGCAGCAGAUGCACCCGUUUCGCGGGCUAGGAGAACCGGAAGAUCUAGCUAUGGCGGCCGUGACACUGGCGUCGGCGGAUGCGCGGUGGAUAACGGGCGUGUCGCUUCCUGUUGACGGCGGAUAUACCGCAAUAUAA
This is a messenger RNA of Coniosporium apollinis CBS 100218, 816 nucleotides long. RefSeq lists its product as uncharacterized. NCBI's taxonomy places the organism in Eukaryota, Fungi, Ascomycota, Dothideomycetes. The record is from RefSeq and is a predicted model, not a curated record. Bases 1 to 816 code for a protein of 271 amino acids. Gene Ontology annotation, molecular function: oxidoreductase activity, acting on the CH-OH group of donors, NAD or NADP as acceptor. The transcript is spliced from 4 exons.